This is a messenger RNA of Oncorhynchus tshawytscha (Chinook salmon), 4910 nucleotides long. It is a transcript of the gene grip2a, whose product is annotated as glutamate receptor interacting protein 2a. The record is from RefSeq and is a predicted model, not a curated record. The transcript is spliced from 24 exons. Gene Ontology annotation, biological process: neurotransmitter receptor transport, endosome to postsynaptic membrane. NCBI's taxonomy places the organism in Eukaryota, Metazoa, Chordata, Actinopteri, Salmoniformes, Salmonidae. Gene Ontology annotation, molecular function: protein binding. The coding region runs from base 459 to 3698 and encodes 1079 amino acids.
AGUGUUUCUGACGGUUUGUAUGUGUGUGAGCGGGUAUGUGAGUGUGUGAACGAGGGGAGGAUUAUUCCUCUGGAAUAGGAAGCGUGACCAGGAACACCUUUAAAGGAACCUCAGCAUGUUGGGAGGAAAAGAAGGAGAGAUGAUGAUUCCUUUGUUGCUUUGAUCAUUUAGUGUCCCUGCUUUCCGUCUGUCUGUGGGAAUGACUUAUUACAGCAACAAGCAAAUUGUUUGUUAUCAAGUUUAAACAGUUCAUGGGCAAAAACAUGGAUCAGGAUUUGUUAUGUAAUUUGCAAUAAAUAAAGAUAUGAUUUAAGUAGAACAGUGAUAUGAAGAGAAGAAGACUGGGUUUCUGAGGACGGACAGACAGUAUUCCCAGGGGCACCUCGCUGGGUCCGCUGGCCACUACAACAGAACAGCUACUUUCCUCUCAAAUCGGAUGUUUUGACAGGACUGCAGACAUGCUGUGUGGUCUGAGGAGAGAGGCGAAGAAUAGCAGCAUCGAUGACGGGCCCUACUCUAAGGGCAACAAGGACUCUGGAGGGACCGACCAUGCCUCCAGGAGACGCAGUAUUGCAGAAGACUACCGGGGUGUGACCACCGUGGACCUAAUAAAGAGGGAGGGCAGCAGCCUGGGCCUCACCAUCUCCGGGGGGUCCGAUAAGGACGGCAAGCCCAGAGUGUCCAACCUACGGCCAGGUGGGCUAGCUGCCAGGAGUGACCAGCUGAAUGUGGGAGACUACAUCAAGUCUGUGAACGGCAUCAACCUGUCCAAGCUCCGCCACGAGGAGAUCAUCAGCCUGCUGAAGAACAUCGGGGAACGUGUGGUGCUGGAAGUGGAGUACGAAUUACCUCCCUUUGUCCAGAAUGCUCCCUCGGGUGUCAUAUCUAAGACCAUAGAGGUGUGCCUAUACAAAGAGGGUAACAGCUUUGGAUUCGUCAUGAGAGGAGGAUUCCAUGAAGACUGGCACAGGUCUCGUCCUCUGGUAGUGACCUACGUACGGCCCGGGGGUCCUGCUGAUAGAGAGGGCACACUGAAGGCUGGUGACCGCGUGCUGAGCGUGGAUGGGAUGCCCUUAAACCGAGAGAAGCACGCUGACACCCUCACUAUGCUGAUGCAGUGUAGCCAGGAAGCCCUGUUCCUGAUUGAGUAUGACGUCUCCGUCAUGGAGUCUGUGCAGCAGGCCUCUGGCCCCCUGCUGGUGGAGAUAGUGAAGUGUCCUGCAGCCAGCCUGGGUGUCAGCCUGGCUACUGCAGUGUACAGGAACAAGCAGGUCAUCAUCAUUGACAAAAUCAAACAGGCCAGUGUGGUGGAGAGGUGUGGGGCAUUGCAUUUAGGUGAUCUUCUCCUGUGUAUAGAUGGGACCAGUACUGAGCACUGUUCCCUGAUGGAAGCCACGCAGCUGUUGGCCCAAACCUCUGACAUUGUUAAAUUGGAGAUCCUGACAGCCAAUCAGAGCAGACUUCCCAUGAGACCUCAAGACACAGUGAAAGUGGAGAAGAGCAACCUUCACCAUUGGGACCCCACUGUUAACUACAGCCACACCCAACACUGCAAGACAUGGAGCAGUCCCAGCCACCCACUCAACCAGCAGGACCACUGCACAUCUCUGGUGUGUGGUGGCUUCUCCCCUUCCUCCACAGCCACCUCAGGGUACAGCAGUAGCCAGGGCAGCAGCACCCUACCCUGCCCCAUCCCAUCCACCAGCCCCCGUAACACCACACAUAAGAGACGCCAGAGGAGGAAGGAGCACAAGAGCUCACUGUCCCUAGCAUCCAGCUCAGUGGGCCCUGGGGGUCAGGUUGUUCAUGUGGAGACCAGCGAGGUCAUCGUGAGGGGGGAUCCACUCACAGGGUUCGGGGUUCAGCUGCAAGGGGGUGUCUUUGCCACAGAGACCCUGACCGUUCCCGCAGUCAUCCGCUUCAUCGAGCCUGACAGCCCUGCCGAAAGAUGUGGGUUGCUGCAGGUGGGGGACAGACUCCUGUCCAUCAACAGAAUCCCUACAGAGGAUGGAACACUGGAGGAGGCCAAUCAGCUACUGCGUGACGCUGCUCUGGCCAAUAAGGUCACCCUGGAGAUUGAGUUUGAUGUAGCAGAAUCAGUGGUUCCCAGUAGUGGCACAUUCCAUGUAAAACUGCCCAAGAGGAGAGGAGUGGAACUUGGCAUCACCAUCAGUGCAAGCAAGAGACCUGACAAACCUCUGAUCAUCUCUGAUAUCAGGAAAGGAAGCAUAGCCCACAGGACGGGUACAUUGGAGCCAGGGGACAGGCUGCUGGCCAUCGAUAACGUGCGUCUGGAGAACUGCACCAUGGAGGAUGCUAUGCACGUGCUUCAGCAGGCAGAGGACAUGGUCAAGCUCCGGAUCCAGAAGGACGAGGACAACGCUGAUGAGCUGGAGAUGUCUGGUUCCAUUAUCUACACGGUGGAGCUGAAGCGUUACAACGGGCCGUUGGGUAUCACCAUCUCAGGCACGGAGGAACCCUUUGACCCCAUCGUCAUAUCAGGCCUCACCAAGAAUGGCCUGGCUGAAAGGACUGGUGCCAUCCAUAUAGGGGACCGUGUCUUGGCCAUUAACUGUGUGAGUCUGAAGGGGAAACCACUGAGUGAGGCCAUCCAUCUGCUCCAGAUGGCCGGAGAGACUGUCACCCUCAAGAUAAAAAAACGUCAAGACGAGUCAGAUGUGCAGCAGAUGUCGGAGCAGGCAGGGUUCCUGAGCGACACAGAGGAUGAGCUGACUGACUCUCAGAAGACCAGUAAACGUUCAGGGGUGUACUCUGCCACCGUGCCCAGCAUGGACUCUGCCAUGAGCUCCUGGGACGGCUCCGGGAUCGACGCUGACUACGGCAGCCAUGGAACGUAUCUCCACAGAGCUGCAGAUUUGACUUUCCAGCCUAAUGAGUGGAGACGCACCAAACCACCCAGGACCCAACCCAACUCCAUCUCCACUGGCCUUACCGGCCUUACCCACCUCUACGAUGGGAGAUACACUGAGGAUGACUGGGAUACGGCUGCUGGAUACGCCAGCCCCCCUAGUUACCAUGGCACCCGGAAACAGGAGGAUAGCUUCUGGUCCCAGGCACUGCAGGACCUAGAGACCUGCGGCCAAUCAGAGAUACUCAGGGAGCUGGAGGCGUCCAUGACUGGCAGCACUCUCAGCCUGUAUCUGGAGGAAACGAGGUCCCAGGAUGACUCAGUGCUACAGAGCAGAAUCAGUCCUGUGAAGAGGGGUCCCAUUCAUGACGAGCCCAAAACCAAAAGCAACCUGCAGAGAUCAAACAGGACCAGGGACACACCACCCAGGGGGAGAGGGGAGCCCCAGGAGACCAGCUCCCCUACAACCCUGGAACUACUUAAGGUGACCCUGAGGAAGGACCCAGACUGUGGAGACUUCGGCUUCAGUGUGUCAGACGGCCUCCUGGAGAAGGGUGCCUAUGUCAACAUGAUCCGACCAGAUGGUCCUGCCGACCAGGCCGGAUUGAAACCCUAUGACCGCAUUCUGCAGGUGAACCGAGUAAGGACCAGAGACUUUGACUGCUGCCUGACCGUCCCCCUCAUCACUGAAGCAGGAGACCGCUUGGACCUGGUAAUCAGAAGGAACCCCCUGGCACAGGCAGAUAAUGGGCCGCUACAGGACUGCGAGGACCCGUCUGAUUCACUGUUGGACUUCCCAUAUUACAGGACCAACAGUAUCGCCCUGUGACCAAGGUCCAGGUGGGAGAUUAUGUAUUAAUAGGCACUGCACAUUACACACACUGAUUUAGUUUCAUAUCUCUUGUACAGACACACACACACACACACACACACACAACCACCACAUUCACACAUGAGCAUACAUUUGUAUGUGAAUAUUCACACAGACACACUGUCAUUCACACUGUGUGACCAGUGUUAGUCAGUCUAAUCAUGUGAUCUAGAGCAGAGCAGAGGAGACUCUGUCAGGCUCCUAGGGCUGUUCUGGAAAAAACACAUGUCAUCACGUAACAGCUUCUGGAUGACAACACUAGCGUUGCUCAGUUCUGCAGAAAUCCUAGAGAAACACUUCCAUCCCAUAGAAGCAGGUGUGUUUGGCACACCACCUCAGCAUUUAUUUUUUAUUUUAUUUAUUGUGUGUUUAAUUGACGCUCUGUGACCUUUUGCUGGGUAUUGGUGCAGUUACAUGUACACACACACUUGACACACGAACGUGGGCACAUGCUGUGCUGGACUAUUAUUUAAGCCAUGGGUUGGCUGGCUGCCUUCUCUUUCCCCUCCUGGCCCACAUUGCCAACCCCAAGCAAAAAACAGCUAACUAGCACCUCCAAAUAGAUAGAAUGCUGAACUGUCACUCACUGUUUACUUGCCAAGUAUUGCAUAUAUUUCUAUUUUAGAUCCCCCACUCUAUCCUGAAGUCUAAAAUGUUUGUGAAGAUGGACUUGGUGACUCAGGUCCAGGCUUUAUCCCUGUUAUUAAAUGGCCAUCAUAUGAAGGACAAAUACUUACAAACGACUGUUUUAUCACACCUUCUACUUUGUCCACAACAAAAGUUAGAUUUCAGAAUGUUUCUUUUUCUCAUUACAUUUCUCACACUGUUAAUAGCUACUGGAUAGACAGGGCAGAAGUGUGUAAUUCAUACUUUUGGGAUCAGUGUUUUUGUUUCGCAAGGUUCUUGUCAACGGUUUUAUGUAAUCAAGUUCUCUAUUUAUUUUACCAAGCCACACUUUUGUUGCUAGCAUGCACUAGUAGUUCACCUAAAUGAGAUCCAUGCACUAGUAGUUCACCUAAAUGAGAUCCAUGCACUAGUAGUUCACCUAAAUGAGAUCCAUGCACUGGUAGUUCACCCAUAUCAGAUCCAUGCACUGGUAGUUCACCCAAAUCAGAUCCAUGCACUGGUAGUUCACCCAAAUCAGAUCCAUGCACUGGUAGUUCACCCAAA